Molecule: messenger RNA, 1065 nt
Organism: Strongyloides ratti
Lineage: Eukaryota; Metazoa; Nematoda; Chromadorea; Rhabditida; Strongyloididae
Product: Cation efflux protein family and Cation efflux protein transmembrane domain-containing protein
Exons: 3
Coding region: 1-1065 (354 amino acids)
Biological process (GO): response to zinc ion; zinc ion transmembrane transport
Cellular component (GO): plasma membrane
Molecular function (GO): zinc ion transmembrane transporter activity
Source: RefSeq, a predicted model, not a curated record
AUGUCACUUCAAAUUCAAAAUGAUGAACGGGAUAGUUUAAUUAAUAAUGAUUGCUUAGACAGUAGGUCUAAUUAUGGUUCAAAUUUAUCACAUGUAUCUUCAGAAACAGACUUUCAUUGUCAUAGUUUAACAGUAUAUGAAAAUAAUACCAAUAAAAGAGCACAAAAAGUUUUAAUAAUUUCUCUUUUCAUCUGUACAACAUUUAUGGUAAUUGAAGUUGUUGGUGGUAUUUUAGCUCAGUCUCUUGCAAUUGUCACUGAUGCUGCUCAUUUGUUAACAGAUGUUGCCUCGAUGUUAAUAUCAUUAUUUUCAAUAUAUGUUGCAACGAGACCUAAAAGUAAAAAAAUGAGUUUUGGAUGGCAUCGUGCUGAAGUAAUUGGAGCGUUUGUUUCUGUUUUUAUGAUAUGGAUUGUUACUGCCAUUUUAGUAUAUUUAGCUAUCCAAAGAAUAAUAACACAUGAGUAUGAAGUUGAUGGAAAAAUAAUGUCUAUAACUGCUGGUAUUGGUGUUUUAGUUAAUAUUUUAAUGGGUGAAGCAUCACAUGUUCAUGAAGAUUCUUUAGAUAGUCAUUCACAUAAUAAAUCAAAUCAAAAUAUUAAUGUUAGAGCUGCAUUUGUUCAUGUUAUCGGUGAUUUAAUUCAAAGUAUUGGAGUUCUUGUAGCAGCUUUAAUAAUUCUCUACAAUCCAGAAUGGGCAAUUAUGGAUCCAAUAUGUACAUUGUUUUUUUCAUUUAUUGUUUUAUGUACUACUUUAUAUAUAACAAAAGAUGCAUUAGUAGUAUUAUUGGAAGGAAUUCCAUCACAAAUUGAUUUUAGUGUUGUUCUUAAUGAUUUAGGAUCAAUAAUUGGUGUUGUAAAAGUUCAUGAUCUUAGAAUUUGGUCUCUAACAAUGGAUAAAAUAGCAAUAUCAGUUCAUUUAGAAGUUGAAGAUCAUGCAGAUCAACAAGAAAUUCUUAAACAAACGACUAUUUUAUUAAAGAAAAAAUAUAAUGCUGUUGAAUGUACAGUACAAAUUGAGAAAUAUCAAGUUAAUAGUGUUGAUUGUCUACGAUGUGUCACACCAUAA